GACGGGUUUUCUUUCACUUUGUUAAAACACCGAAUUUAUUCCGGUUCAUUCCGUGUCGAGCAGAGAUUGUUGGAGAUCGCCAUCGCCGUUCGAAUUCCGAUUGCCUCCGUUUACAGAGAAAUCAAGCGAGAAAUAUGGCGUGCUUGCAUGAUCACAGCUGCGAAGAUCACGAUUGUUCAUCCGAUUGGUCCCUCUACAAACACAUAGACAUCCCUAAGGUAUCUGCGUUGAAUGAGGCUGCUCCUGGAAGUGUCAAAACAGUUUUUAAAGCUUGGGAACAGCGCCUAAGUUCUUCAGAGGGUUUCUUGGAAAGCAAUGAGGGUGAUCCUGAGUUAAUUGUUUUUAUUCCAUUUACAUCCGAUGUUAAGAUAAAGAGCAUUUCAAUCGUUGGUGGUGCUGAUGGAACAAGUCCUUCCAAGAUGAGAGCGUUUAUAAAUAGAGAAGGAAUUGACUUUUCAGAUGCUCAGAGUAUGCAAAGUAUUCAGGAGUGGGAUUUGGCAGAAAAUUUGCAAGGAGUCUUAGAAUACCAGACAAGAUACUCUAGGUUCCAAGGUGUUGGAAAUCUGACUUUGCAUUUUCCUGAUAAUUAUGGUGGUGAUACAUCUAGAAUACAAUACAUCGGGCUCAAAGGGGAAGCGACUCAGCUAAAGAGAGAUGUUGUUGCAACAAUUGUUUAUGAACUUAUGCCAAAUCCUUCUGAUCACAAGGCAAAAUCUGAAAGUGGAGGGGGCAUGUCACAUGUGGAGUGAGUUUGCUGGUGCUUCAUUCAUCAACCAACUUUCUGGAUGUAGAAGUAGGCCAUGCAAUAUAUGAACAUGUUAGUAGAGCCCAACUUCAACUGUUUAGAACUUACUGAUAUACCUUUUCUUUUUCAUCAAACAACCCUUGCUAUGUACUAAGUGAUGUGUCUGCAAAUGAUCUUGUCAGAAGUUUGCAAUGCUA
Messenger RNA from Cynara cardunculus var. scolymus (artichoke), 942 nucleotides. RefSeq names its product PITH domain-containing protein 1. The transcript is spliced from 9 exons. Lineage: Eukaryota; Viridiplantae; Streptophyta; Magnoliopsida; Asterales; Asteraceae. Bases 135 to 749 code for a protein of 204 amino acids. The record is from RefSeq and is a predicted model, not a curated record.